AUGGAGGGGCCCAAGUCCGACGCACCAGCGCCAGCGAGCGCGCCUCCCUCGGAGAGCAAGCUGCAACCCUCGCCGCCGCAACCCGAACGAAAGCCCGAUACCAAUGGUCUCGCUGCCACCGAGGUCCUCAAGAAGCCUGUUGAGCCCUUCUCCUCCGAACCUUCCGCCACACUCAGCGCCGCCGCGCCUGUCGAGCCUGUCGAGCCUGCAUCCUCGACAUCUGCGCCUAUCGUCAACGGAAGCGGUUCUUCCUCCGAACACAACGGCACUAACGGCAUUUCGCACGCCAGUGAGCAGUCGCCUGAGAAAUCCGUUUCGAAAGAGCCUUCUCCCGCUGCAGUGCCCGUUCAACAGUCUGAAGACAAGCCCUCUGCGUCAUCCCCGAUGGAAACCACGCAGUCAGGCCUUGGCCAGGAGCACAGCGAGACGCCUGCCGCAACAACGGCGUCUAAACCUGCCGCUGAGGAGACUGCCUCGAAACCUGCGGAAGCCGUGAAAGACACUUCUGAAGCAAAGGAGGACUUCAAGGAGGGGCCGAAGAUUGCGUCCAACUCCGGGCCCAACGACAUGGCAAUGGAGGAGUCUUCCCCGGUCAAAAAGCUCUCGGUCGAACCAACUCCGGCUGAAACAACAUCGACUCCCAUUGUCUCGAAGGAGACGUCUGUCGUCGAGCCCACACAAGAAGUGGAUGAUGUCAAGAUGGAAGACGCACCGCACAGCUCUGCAAGUCAUCCCGAGCAGCCUCCAUCUCUUCAGAGGCAGGAUGACGUUGCCCUACCCGCGUCCGAGGUCGAUCUUCAACCCGCUAGCAUGUCGCAGCUUAACAUCGAGACCCAGCCUGAUACAUCCCCUAUCGUUGAGUCGGUCGAAAUUUCCAUGAGCGACGCGCCUGCCAAGGUCGCUCGCGAGCGUGAAGACGACAGCGCAAACGAAGAGCCCGCCGCCAAGCGUGCCAGAACUGAGCCUGAGGAAGAUAAGCUUAUGGCCGAACUGCCCAGCCGGGAUGCCCCCGUGGCUGAUCCUGCUGCGGCCAUCGAUGACACUACUGCUGCCGAGCACGUCCCUAGUCUUGAUACACUACCGAAUUGGAACGAUCCAGAAGCCAACGGCAGGUCCCUGAGCCCUUAUCAACGCCGUGAGGUUCGCAAGACAAUUGGUAGACUCAAGAAAACUAAAGGGGGUGCUCAUUUCCGUGAUGCUGUCGUCAAGCUUUGGCCGACGCUGCGCGAAGCAUACCUGGCCAAAAUUGACAAGCCCAUGGAUCUCUCCGAAGUCGACCGCACCGUACGCGACGGAGAGGGCUCGUAUGCCACGUUUGGGGAGUUCAAAAAUAGCGCAUCCCUCAUCUACCUCAAUGCACUGAACUUUAAUGGUCCGACGCACGACGUCACGUUUGCUGCCUUUAACGUCGUCAAGGCUCUAUGGGAAGAGUUGCUUGCCGCGCCCGUUGAAGAACCUCCUAAACCCAAGGCUAUCCCCAAGGCGAAGCCUGUUCGAGAAUCUCGCGCCGUUGUCAUUGCCGAAGCCCCUCCAUCCCGCCGCACGUCUACCGGACCUCGAGGUAGUCCCUCGACGGAUGCAGAUGCCAAGUCGGUCGCUGGUGACCGCCGCGGUUCCACCGCUACUGAGGGCGAUCGUCCCAAGCGCACAGUUCGCGCGCCCAAGCCCAAGGACAUUGACUACACAACCAAGCCUUCGCGCAAGAAGCUCAAGCCCGAGCUUCAGUUCGCCAUGGAGGUCCUUGGCGAGGUCAUGCACCCCAAAUAUGAGCAGCUCAACAUGUGGUUUCUUGAGGCUGUGGAUGCGGAGGGUUUGAACAUUCCCGAUUAUUACUCCAUUAUCAAGAAACCCAUGGACUUGGGCAAAGUCUCGGCCAUGCUUUCUGCAGGUGAAUUCUCUAACCUCAAAGAGUUUGACAAGCACGUACGACUCGUGUUCGAGAACUGCUACAGCUUCAACGGUCCUCCUAGCCAGGGUAACCCUGUCUCCCAGAGGGCCGCCGAGCUGGAAGGCAUCUACACAUCUCAACUAAAGAACAAGGAUGCUUGGCUGGCCAAGUUUGCCAAGGCAAACGCACCUACGUCAGCCGAUGUUAGUGAUGAGGAAGACGAAGACGAAGACGCUGACGACGGUCCCUCUACUGAGGAUAACGCCAAGGAGAUUCAGGAACUUCAAGCCAAACUCGACGAGGAAACCAAGAAACUGCAUGCAAUGUUCGUACCCGGUUCUAAUCAGUCCCUGAUUGACAUCCAAAAGGGCAUUGUCGACAUGGUGCAGCAGGCUCUCAUCAAGGCCAUUGCUAGCGCCGGUGAAGUCCAGCCCAAGAAUGAAAAGGGCGCUAAAAAGGCGAGGGGGCCAAAGGGAAAGGCUGCUGCUGGACGAAAAUCGACGGGUGGCACCCAAGGCAAGAAAGCCGGCGGCGGUAAGAAGGGCGCUGCCAAGAAGAGCUUGACCGCUGCCGAUAAGGACCAUAUUGCCAACGCUAUCAACGACCUGGAAGGUGGCCACCUUGACCGUGCGAUAGAUAUCAUCAAGAGAGACACCGGACAGAACGAAAAUACCGAUGGCGAACUUGAGUUAGAUAUUGACCAGCUCAGCAAUGAAGCUUUGCUAAAGCUUUGGGAGCUCUGUAAAAAGGUUCUGCCGGGCUUUGCCAAGGACACUGCUGCCCCCGCACCCGCACCCGAGCCCAGCCGCGCUCCCAAGUCCAAGACAACUGCCGGCAAGCCCAAGAAGAAUAAGCCGAUGAGCGCGCAAGAGCAAGAGGCCAGGAUUGCACAGCUCACUGCUCUUAGGCAGAUGUACAAGGAGGGUCCUGAGGGGUCCGAUCCUGCCGCUUCAGGCAUAUCUGGCUUGGCGCAGUCGCCGCCUGUUGCAGACUCCAGCGACGACUCGGACUCGGAAGAGGAAUGA
Molecule: messenger RNA, 2913 nt
Organism: Beauveria bassiana ARSEF 2860
Lineage: Eukaryota; Fungi; Ascomycota; Sordariomycetes; Hypocreales; Cordycipitaceae
Product: bromodomain-containing factor 1
Exons: 2
Coding region: 1-2913 (970 amino acids)
Biological process (GO): chromatin remodeling; regulation of DNA-templated transcription
Cellular component (GO): nucleus; chromatin
Source: RefSeq, a predicted model, not a curated record